This is a messenger RNA of Stegostoma tigrinum, 4865 nucleotides long. It is a transcript of the gene mfhas1, whose product is annotated as multifunctional ROCO family signaling regulator 1. Bases 212 to 3142 code for a protein of 976 amino acids. The record is from RefSeq and is a predicted model, not a curated record. Lineage: Eukaryota; Metazoa; Chordata; Chondrichthyes; Orectolobiformes; Stegostomatidae. Gene Ontology annotation, molecular function: protein binding. The transcript is spliced from 2 exons.
GCUCCUCCUCCUCCCGGAGCAGGCGCGGCCUGCUGCCUCCUCAGAGGCUCAGAUUGAGCCGGGGCGGGGGGGUGGAGUAAGAGCGACGGCCUUUCUUGUGCCGAUGGGGGGUGUAGGCGGUGGGGCUGCCCGUCCUCUCCCCUCCAUCACCCACCGCCGUCAAUGAGAGCCGGGCUAAGAUGCGGCUGCCGCCAGGGACUGGGAGGCCGCGAUGGAGAGGGGGAGGGAGGAAGCGGCUGAAGAUGUAGGGGCAGGAGGGAGGCAACCCAAGUCUCUCAGGAUGUCGGAGAGCGGCGGGGGCCUGAAGACGGUGCGGGUCUGGAGGGAGGCGGCCCGCCGCUGCCGCAAACUCCACGGGAACUGGCGCCAGCUGAGCCAGAGCGGCCCGCGCCUCAGCCUGCCCGCCGACAUCGGCCACGUCCAGGUGCUCAACCUGGCCAACAACUCGCUGCUCGAGCUGCCCGACGGCCUCGACUCCUCCCUGUCCGAGCUGCGGGCGCUGAUCCUGCGGAGGAACCGCCUGAGGCGCCUGCCGCCCCGACUCUGCGGCCUGCCGCUGCUCGACGAGCUCGACCUGGCCCACAACCUGCUGUCGGGGCUGCCGGCCGAGCUGGGGGGCCUGGGCCGCCUCCGCCGCCUGUGCCUGAGCCACAACAAGCUGCAGCAGCUGCCGGCCGAGCUCGGCGGCCUGUCCGCCCUCGAGGAGCUCGACGUCAGCUUCAACGAGCUGCGCCAGCUGCCGGCCAGCCUGGGCCUGCUGGCCCGGCUCCGCGCCCUGGACGUCGACCACAACCGCCUGAGCCACUUCCCCCUCCAGAUCCUGCAGCUGGCCGAGCUGGAGGAGCUGGAUUUCUCCGGGAACCAGAUCCGGGCCCUGCCCCGGGACAUCCCGAGGCUGCGCUCCGUCAAGAUCCUGUGGCUGAGCAGCCUCCGCCUGUCGUGCCUGCCCGACACCUUCUGCGGACUGGCCGCCCUCGAGAGCCUCAUGCUGGACAACAACAGCCUGCGGGCGCUGCCCGAGCGCUUCGGCGAGCUCGGCCGCCUCAAGAUGAUCAACCUGUCGUCGAACCGCUUCGAGGAGUUCCCCGGCGCCCUGCUGCAGCUCACCGGCCUGGAGGAGCUCUACCUCAGCCGCAACGAGCUGUCGGUCAUCCCGGCCGGCAUCGCCGCCAUCGGCAACCUGGCCGCCCUGUGGCUCGACAACAACAAGGUGCGCUACCUGCCCGACUCCAUCGUGGAGCUCGCCCGCCUCGAGGAGCUGGUGCUGCAGGGCAACCAGAUCGCCAUCCUGCCCGACUCCUUCGGCAGGCUCUCCAGGGUCAGCCUCUGGAAGAUCAAGGACAACCCCCUGAUCCAGCCGCCCUACGAGGUCUGCAUGAAGGGCAUCCCCUACAUCGCGGCCUACCAGAAGGAGCUGGCGCUCUCGCAGCCCGCCGUCAAGCCCAGGCUCAAGUUGGUGCUGAUGGGCUCCAGAGGCGCCGGCAAGACCUCCCUCAGGCAAUGCCUGGUUGGAAACGCACCGGCUGCCCCUGCACCUCAUGCCAAGGGCAUCGAGGUGACCCAGUGGGUGGCGGAUGCUGAGAAAAACCUCACCUUUAUUGUCUACGAUUUGGCUGGGGACCAGAACUACGACCUAAUCCAGCCCUUCUUUCUCUCCCCGGGCGCGCUCUAUGUGCUGGUGGUCAGCCUGCAGGCCUAUGCCCCCCACCGGUUCUACGAACUGGUCGGGCACUUCUUGCACUUGCUCGGUGCCAGGGUCCCUCACGGGGUCGUGUGUGUGGUGGGAGCACACGUGGACCAGUGCAAUGACAAAGAGGUGGAGGAAAAAUGCCUGGACAUCCAUCACCAGAUCGCCCUCCAGGAAAAGCGAGAUGUUGAGUCCAUGCAGGCUGUGGUAGAGAAGGUGGAUGGGGCACUGGGGCAAGAGUUUGAGCUGCGAGCUGCAAGUCCACAUGCCCCCUUUUAUGGAGUCUCUGAUAAAAAUUUGAGGAGGAAGAAGGCCCAAGUGCAGUACCUGUUGAACAACCGUCUUCAGAUCCUGUCCCCAGUUAUCACAGUCAGCUGUCAGGGGGACCAUGUUGGAAUAAAUCGCUUGAAGGAGAAACUGCUUUCUGUGGCUGAACAUCGAGAGAUUUUUCCGAAUCUGCACAGAGUCUUACCUAAAUCCUGGCAAAGGUUGGAGGAACUGCAUUAUAAACCUCAAGAGCUCUGGCUUUCCUGGUGGGACUCUGCCAGGCUGGGAUUACAAGCAGGUCUUACUGAGGACCGACUCCAAAGCGCCCUGUCCUACCUGCACGAAAGUGGCAAGCUGCUGUAUUUUGAGGAUAGUCUGACUCUCAAAGAGUGUGUCUUUCAUAACUUGACCAAGCUGAUCGACAUCUUGAAUGUCUUCUUCCAGCGCGAUGCCUCAGUUCUGCUCCAGAAACUACUGGCAGAUGCCAAUAUUGAUGAGCUGAGGGCAACACAACUCCACCAUUAUGUGGAGGGAUUCCUGCUUCAUGGACUGCUUCCUCUGCAUAUUAUUCGACUGCUUCUCAAGCCACACAUCAAAACUCAACAGGAUCUUCAUUUGAUUCUGGAACUACUGGAGAAGAUGGGACUCUGUUACUGCCUCAACAAACCUAAAAUUACCCCUAUAAAUGGUGUACCCAUUUGGUUUAAAUUCCCCUGUUAUGUGAAAAAUGAAGUUCCUCAUGCAGAAGCCUGGAUUAAUGGGUCCAACCUUUCUGGACAGCAGUUAGCAAUUGAACAGCUCCAGGUGGAAUACAGUUUCCCUUUUUUGUUCCCACCAGGCCUGUUUGCCAGAUAUAGUGUACAGAUCAACACUCACAUUGUACACCGGUCAGAUGGCAAGUACCAGAUCUUUGCUUACAGGGGCAAGGUUCCAGUGGUGAUCAGUUACAGACCAACCCAAAGUAGUCUGCAACCAGACACCUUAUCGAUUGCUAGUCAUGCUUCUUUGCCAAAUAUUUGGACUGCGUGGCAAGCCAUAAUUCCUCUGAUGGAAGAACUGAAUGUACUCCUUCAGGAGUGGCCGGGGUUAUACUUCACUGUGCAUGUCCUGUGCUCUAAGUGCCUUAAAAGAGGAUCCUCAAAUCCUCACACUUUUCCAGGAACUCAGCCUCAAUCAGGAGUGAAUUAGCCAGUUACAAGUAAAGCUAAGAGAGCAGGCUGGAAGUGGAAACAAGUCAGAGACCCAGACAGAGAGAAAAGGCUGAAGGGUGUGUCAUUGUUUUCCUGGUCUUUGCAAUGGAAAAAAAAGUCAGUUUCAUCUCCGUUAUCUUAUCUGCAGCAGGUGUGACUUUAGAAUUGACAUCAAUUCUAAAGUGAAUCACUUUACUUUGUACUAUUUACAAACAAGAGGACUCUUACGGAGAAAGAUAUUUGAUCACCAAGGACCUGAUUAGCCAAAGUAGGAUCAUCUGCACAUUAGGAUCGGGCAGCAAAGAUGACUGAGCUGAUAUUUCCAUUUUUCUCUACUUACACAAAUAAUCUGUUUUUCCCCAGUCUGUUUUUGUGUGUGUGUGUGUGUGUGUGUGUGUGAAUAUAAGGGGAUUAGAAUUUUAUUUAGUAGCCCUGUAACCAAGUGCUUUGAAUUUAUUUACUUGGAGUUCAGAAGAACGAGGGGAUAUCUGAUUGAGGUGUAUAAAAUGCGAAGGUGAACAUUGAAUAGAUUUUCCCUCAUGUGGGACUGUCUCAAACAAGAGGUAAUAGAUACAGAGUAAGAGGAGGUAGGUUCAAAACUGAGAUGUAGAGAAAAAAACUACUCUCAGGUUGUCCAUCUGUGGAACUUGCUGUCCCAGAUUGAAGUGGAGUGGAAUUAAUCAAUAGAUUCAAAAAAGAAAUACGUACUUUUCUGAUGAAAAGUGAGAUUAAGGGUUAUGGAUUGCAAGCAGGAAAGUAGUGUUGAGACGAGGAUAUGAUCAGGGAUGAUCAUGUUAAAUCAUGGAGUGGGCUUGAAAGGCUGAAUUGUGUAUUCCUGCUCCUAAUUACUAUGUUCUGAUUUGGCCCAACCCCAGUGGAUCAAAGCAAAGUUGAAGAGAUAUGGAAAGACUGCAGUCAUUAUAGUAAAUCAGCAAGGACUCUAAAUGACUCAGAUUUGUCAAUUUUCUGGGUGUGGUAAAUUUGUAGUAAAUUCUGUGGCCAAUUUUCACACGAACAAACAGUGCCAAACAUUAGAGCAAGGUGAAUGAGUGAGGCUUAUUGGACCAGGUUUGAGAUGGUGCUUACAGUCCAUUUUAAAGCUGCCCCAACUUAUAUCGAAUAUUUUUAAUUAUCACUGUGAGGAUUACCUUGUGACAAUUUAAGAAGCAGAGAAGGAGUAGUUAGUUGGAGCUGUGGUGUACGUCUGUAUGAGCUUUGUGAUGCCAAUGUGAGAGUUGGAGUGGGUGGAACUGUUGAUAACUGUCAGUGCUAGUGUGCUUUUUUUAACUUGUUGCUGAGCUAGCGAUUCAGAGGUCUGGACUAACAAUCCAGGGAGCAAGACAUGCAGUUCUACCACAGCAGUUUAAAGACAAGAAUUCAGUUAUUAAAAAUCAGGAAACAAAAUGUUAGCAAAUUGGACUGUGACACUGGUAACGUGUUGGCAAGCUGAUUUGCUUUAAAGGAGGAAAUCAGUUCCUUGUACCCCAUCAGGUAUGUGAAUUUCAUUCCACUUAAACAUGGUUUACGCUAAACUGCCCUAUCAAGUAACCUGGUAAACCACUGUGUUCUAUCAAAUUUCAAAAGAAAACAGCCCAACUUCACAUUUUUGAGAAAGAUUAACAAUAGGUAAUAAAUGCUAACCUUGUCAAGGCACCCACAUAACAAACUUACCCAGCAAUUCUCUGUUAUUUCUAACUGUGACUCAAAAUUAGGUGCUGCAU